UAUCCAGCGAUGCGACGUGGUGGGGACAUGGAAGUGAGAAAAUAUCAUUUCCUGCACUGCAUAGAGAAUGAGCAGUGAUUUACGAGGCCAAAGAAAAGAAAGGAAAUAAUGGCUCUUUCAGCAUCCAUGGUGCAACUCAGCUGCGUUUCUCUUCUUCACAACAAUCUCAAUCCAUCUUCAUCGCCAGUGUCCCUUUUGCCCAAAACCCUCUUUCCCAUUUCCCUCAAACUCAGACUCAAAGGGAGUUCUUCAGUGUGUGGCACAAGAGGUGUUUGUGUGAAUGCCUCUUUGGUUGAGGCUCCUGUUUUGUGGGCUGGAAGGCUCUGCAUCUUCUAUGCCCUCCUCAAGGCUGGUUUGGCUGGAUCUCAAGCCAACCCUCUUGUCUCAGAUUUGGAAAUUGGGCACACCAGUGAUGAAUCUGCUGCUGCUGCUGCUGACUUGGGCUUCUCUAAAUGGGCCCACACCAUACUUGGAAAACCAUCUAAAGAAGAAGCUAAUGGAAGGAAAUUUGUUAGCAAAUGGCAUCCCACAACAAAGGGUACUCUUAGAAGGAAUUAUAGAGUCCCAUCCAAGCCCGAGGGACGACGUCUUCUUAAAGCUAUUGCAUCUCUAUUAUCCGAUGAUGAUCACUUUGUUGAUGCCACCUCUCAUAAGGGUUGCCAAAUCCGAAGGGAAAGUGCUCAUGGAGAAAGUGUGUGUUGCAACAAUGUGAGAGCUCUUUUUGAUGAGCUCCCAACUCCCCAUCUCAUUGUGGAAAUCACACCUUUUCCUGCUGGACCUCUUACUGACAAUGAUUACAUCAAAGCUGAGAAGCUUGAGAGGGUUCUCAGAUCUAGUCCUUCUGUUUGAUUUGUCUAUUAUGGUGUUUCAUGCUUUCUUGUACAUAUUUUUGUUAGCUUGUAAAUAUUGGCAUGAUGAACACAAAUUUGUAUCCUUUCAACUCCUCAACGUUUUACUUUUGAGGUGCAUCAUAGUUACACCUUUCAAAGACAAACAGCCUCUUUGUUUAUUUGGUAGAAGACAUUUAACAUGGAAAAUCAGAUCAUCAGCUUUUGUUUUCAUCU
Messenger RNA from Cajanus cajan (pigeon pea), 1064 nucleotides. RefSeq names its product 6,7-dimethyl-8-ribityllumazine synthase. NCBI's taxonomy places the organism in Eukaryota, Viridiplantae, Streptophyta, Magnoliopsida, Fabales, Fabaceae. Gene Ontology annotation, cellular component: chloroplast envelope. The record is from RefSeq and is a predicted model, not a curated record.